UUAGAACAACCCCUCUUCACAUGUGGCAGAUGUGAGCUGAGAGACCCAACCAACUUGAAGAUGCUUGCUAUUUUUGCAGUGACGUUUGUAGUAGCUUUGAUAGGGGCAGUGGUUUACUUUUACUCUGAUGGUUCAAGAAAGAGAAAGACAUCAAUUCCUGGUUUGGACCCGACAGAUGCAAAGAAUGGUAACUUGGCAGAAAUGGGUGCCGAGGGUACAGUGCACGAGUUUCUUAUGAAGCUGCAUAAGACAUAUGGAUCUAUUGCAUCCUUCUGGUAUGGUAAAACGUUCACUGUCAGUAUAGCGUCACCAGAGCUCUUCAAGGAACACAUGGGGGUAUUUGAUCGACCUUGUGAAUUGUUUGAAAUCUUUCUGCCUCUGUAUGGAAAGAGUUCUGUCGAGUUUACUAAUAAAGCUGAGGGAAAGAAAAGGCGCAUCAUGUAUGACCCCGCAUUCGCACAUACUAGCCUUGGAAAUUACUACGGAACAUUCAAUGAGUUGGCUCGUGAGUUAGUGCAGAAACUCUCCGCUAUUCCGAAGGACGAGCACGUCUCGCUGAUGCAUCACUGCCACAUUGUUGUUAUCAAGGCCCUGACUCGUACAUCCUUCGGAAACUACUUCGAUUCUGAAGAGAUUGUUAACACAUUUCGUCAAGCCUACAAUGAUUGCUGGUAUGAUAUGGAGAGGAGCCUCACUGAAGGUCUUCAUGUGAAAGGAAGCGACCGGGAGAAGAAGUUUAAUGAAGCUUUGGAGGUCAUGUAUGGUAUUGUGCGCAACGUUAUGAAGGAACGUAAAACAAACCCCACAGCCGGACACCAACGUUUUAUCGACGUACUCCUUGAGAAUGAACUACCAGAAGAUCAGAUACUAAGCGACUGUAUCAGCUACAUGGUGGGUGGCUUCCACACCUCUGGAAAUUUGUUGCUUUGGAUUUUGUACUUCUUGGCUUCAAACCAGGACUGCCAGGAGAAGUUGCAUCAAGAGAUCAAGGAGGUUCUUGGUGAUGGGGAGGUGGACAAAUCAAAUGUGAAGGACAUGAAAUACCUUCGUCAGGUGAUCAAUGAGGGACUACGUGUGUCUGUUCUGGCCCCCUAUACUGCUCGCUUUCAGGAUAAUGAUAGUAAGCUAGGGGGUCAUGUCAUCCCAGGAGGGACUCCUGUGUGGCACGCUCUUGGGGUAGCGCUGAAAGAUGAAGAUCUCUGGCCUGAGCCCGAAAAAUUUGAUCCCGAGCGAUUCAGCGUGGCCAACUUCACCCCACGCCACAAAAUGGCUUUCCAAGUAUUUGGCUUUGCGGGGAAACGUGUUUGUCCCGGGAAGUUCUUCGCCUACGCCAAGAUGGCUGUAUUUGUCGCCCUCUUGUGCCGGGAUUUGAAGUUCAAUCUUGUGGAGGGGCAAAACAUUGAGCAAUUCUACGGCAUGGUGACCUCCCCUAAGAGCGAAAUUUGGUUCCAUCUCGAGAAAAGAGGCUAGGCUCGGUCCAGGGGUUCGGGUAACUCAAGCGGACAAAAUAUCCGCAUUGACAUUCAAAUCUGAUAAUAAUUAUUAGCAUAAAACCUUACUUGGUGACGAGUAAUAGGGAGAGGUUGAUAGUAUAACACAUUGUUA
Asterias rubens (European starfish) is the source of this 1605-nucleotide messenger RNA. RefSeq names its product cytochrome P450 20A1-like. NCBI's taxonomy places the organism in Eukaryota, Metazoa, Echinodermata, Asteroidea, Forcipulatida, Asteriidae. Gene Ontology annotation, cellular component: membrane. The record is from RefSeq and is a predicted model, not a curated record. The transcript is spliced from 12 exons. The annotation marks the transcript as partial. Gene Ontology annotation, molecular function: iron ion binding; heme binding; oxidoreductase activity, acting on paired donors, with incorporation or reduction of molecular oxygen.